Epinephelus lanceolatus (giant grouper) is the source of this 5158-nucleotide messenger RNA. Lineage: Eukaryota; Metazoa; Chordata; Actinopteri; Perciformes; Serranidae. The record is from RefSeq and is a predicted model, not a curated record.
AUGGCCAGCAAGCUGACCAACUUUGGCAAGACCCUGCUGCGUCGCCGGGCAUUGGACUGCUCUGGUGAAGAGACCCGAUUCGCUCGCUGCCUGUCCACCCUGGACCUCAUUGCCUUGGGGGUGGGCUCCACACUCGGCGCUGGUGUCUACGUCCUCGCUGGCGAGGUCGCCAGAGAAAAGGCCGGACCUGCUAUUGUCCUCUGCUUUCUCAUCGCCGCUCUGUCCUCCAUGUUGGCUGGCCUGUGCUACGCUGAAUUUGGCGCCCGUGUCCCCAAAACAGGCUCUGCGUACCUUUACAGCUAUGUGACGGUUGGAGAAAUCUGGGCCUUCAUCACAGGGUGGAACCUCAUCCUCUCCUAUGUGAUAGGUACAGCCAGUGUGGCCAGGGCAUGGAGCUCAACCUUUGACAGCUUGGUUGAGCAAAAGAUCUCUGACUUCUUCAAAGCCUCAAUGACAAUGAGGGUGCCUGGGAAUGUGUUGGCAGAGUACCCCGACCUGUUCGCUCUCAUCCUGGUCCUGCUGCUCACCGGACUUCUGGCCUUUGGUGUGAACGAGUCAGCGCUGGUGAAUAAGAUCUUCACAGGCAUCAAUCUGGUGGUUCUGGGCUUCGUUAUCAUCUCUGGCUUUGUAAAGGGAAACACGGCCAACUGGAACCUGACGAAGGAAGACUACUUCAGCUUCAUAAACGCCACCAACAGGAGUGGACCUGCGAAAGUCGAGGAGGAAUUUGGCACGGGCGGCUUUGCGCCGUUUGGCCUGGCUGGCGUCCUGUCUGGUGCUGCCACCUGCUUCUACGCCUUUGUGGGCUUUGACUGCAUCGCAACAACAAGUGAAGAAGCAAAGAACCCCAUGCGCUCCAUCCCUAUUGGCAUCGUCGCCUCUCUGCUGAUCUGUUUCUUCGCCUACUUCGGUGUGUCUGCCGCGCUCACCCUCAUGAUGCCGUACUACCAACUGAACACCCAGAGUCCUCUACCAGAGGCCUUCAGUUACGUCGGCUGGGCUCCCGCCAGAUACAUCGUGGCUGUGGGCUCUCUCUGCGCUCUGUCCACCAGUCUCCUAGGCUCUAUGUUCCCCAUGCCCCGCGUCAUCUACGCCAUGGCAGAGGACGGGCUGCUGUUCCGUAUGCUGUCCAGGAUGAACACUCGCACAAAGACUCCUCUCCUGGCUACCAUCGCUUCUGGUGUUGUUGCAGCUCUGAUGGCCUUCCUGUUCGACCUGGCAGCUCUGGUUGACCUCAUGUCCAUUGGAACUCUGUUGGCGUACUCUCUAGUGGCCAUCUGUGUUCUCAUCCUCAGGUACCAGCCAGGCUCUCUGAGUUCGUCCAGCCAGACGGAGAAGCUGGUGGAGCUGGUGGAAGGGGAGAAGGUGGCUGUAAGUGGAGGGGACAGCAGUGACGAGUACGGGAUGGAGACAGAGGAGAGGCCGCUCCAAGAGACCUUCACCGUCAAGCUGCUCUUCUGCCCCAGCGGAAAGACGCCAACGCAGACCUCUGGGCACAUUGUCUACGCCACCACUGCUAUUAUUUCGGUUUUUAUCACCGUACUGUGCAUUCUCCUGGCCAACUGUCUCCCAGAGCUGCUGGCCGGGCAUGCAUCUAUUGUGGCGCCCUGUGUCAUCUUGAGUCUGCUCUGUGCCGUCUGUGUCAUCAUCAUCUGGAGGCAGCCUGAGAGCAAAGAGGCGCUCACCUUCAAGGUCCCUCUGCUUCCCUGGUUGCCCCUGUUCAGUGUUUUCGUCAACAUCUACCUCAUGAUGCAGCUGGACGUGGGUACAUGGUGCCGCUUUGCCGUCUGGAUGCUUAUCGGUUUCGCCAUCUACUUCUUUUAUGGUAUCAGGAACAGCAACGAAGCUGCCAAAAAGUCAUCUCCACGCAAAUACGAGCCCGCACUGCAGACCAAGACCCCCAUUUACAAAGGCGCCCCUGACGACAGUGAUGUGGAAGCAGGCAGCAGCCCCUGAUACAAACUGACGCAGACCUGGGGAGUGUUGCCAAAGCAUCUACACUUAUUUUGGCAGUCUGGUUGAACUGGCAGCCAAAUGCUGCGAUGUAGGCGGCUUGGAACGCAGCCCUGGGUUUAAAGGGAGGAGAGGCAAGAAAAUGCCACACACAUCUUACCUCUGACUUGGAGGCUGAUUAACUUGAUGGCUAGACACUGUGAGAGAGCCACUUUCUGGCCCGUGUGUCUGUUUCAAUCUGUCUGUCUGUACUUAGCCUUAGCCCUCUGGGAGAUAUUUAUCUGCCUAUAACACAUGCUUUGAAUGGACCUGACUAACAUAGAGUACUGCGGUGCUCCUCUUGAAGUUCUCUUUUCUGUUUUUUUUAAGCCGUUAACUGGAAGAAUGGUUUAACCGUUUUCUUCCUUGCUCCCUCUCCAUUAUUGGUGUGCUGUGGCUGCUUGUGGAGCCACCGGGCCAGUAGAAUAACUGCUAUCACUAAAAAACACGACUUGAGCCAGUGAGGUUACGAUUGUCAAGACGCUUGGAUCAGUGAGCUAGACUUCAAUAAGCAGCAGCCGCCAGAGCCUUCAGUAGAGCUAACGUGUCUAGUUUAUUGGUCCUUGUUUAUUGUACCUGUUUGUUUGUGUGUAAACAGGGUAGCGCUGAGGCUGUGUGGUUUACAGUCAGUCAGGGCCUCAGUGCAGUUAGGUCAGUAGCACAUAGACGACAUCAAUGUCAUCCACACUGUAGGGUUCAGUGUCUGAAGCUGUAGUUCUCGCUUUUAAAGGUCGCCCUCGUUGUUUCCCCUGCUCCCAGAAAAUAGCCAUACAGUUAGUGUGCACAGCAGCUUUUUAAAAUGGUAUGAAAUAGAGUGGUGCAGGAAUGAGAAAAGCAUUUUAGCACUCCCUGUUCUCAUCUCUGAGUCCAUGGGUUUUUGAUUACACCUUUGAAAUGUCUGUGGUUAACACAAGCUUAAAAGACAAUGUUGUGUUCUACGAUGUCAAAUAGGUCAGUAAAUACCCUACUCGUGAAUUUUGAAGCCUUUAGGUGUCUCAAAAAAGGCGGUCACAGGACGUCAUCACACAGAACAUGGCUGUCCUGCCUUGUUGUAUUGGCAGCAUCGAAGUCGUGCCAGUGGUGUUGUUUGUUAAUAGCCUAACGUUAGCUUUAUACUUCUUGUGACUGCAUUUAGGCUUCAAAAAUCGUCAAAGUGUUAUUCAUUCCUGAAGAUUAUCUUGCGGAACUAAACAUUUAUCAUAAAGUUCUGUUUGCCACAGAGAUUAUUAUCUACAAUAAUCCAAAAUUCAAUGGAAAAUCCCACAAGACAAUUCCUGUGUUGGCCAUCAUUUCUUCAGCACUCUAUUAGAUGCUUAUCGUAAAUUAUCCGUGUUUGUCUUGCAUAUUGACCGUGUUGAAAUGGUAUUUGUCGGCAUCUUGUGGCCUUUGUCUCAACCUUAUCCAGAUAACUAAAAUGCUUUUAAAACUUUUACCAGCUAAAGGGGUGAAAAAUUUAUUUUCGAGCUGUGAAGGGCGUUGGAAUCCAGAAAUUUAAGUAAAAACUGCACAGCAAAGCAGGAGUCAUGAAAUUUAAUAUGCUAUGCUUUGUUAUUUUAAACAUACUUUCAUACACUGAAUUGCCCAUAUUUGGUUGGAUAUGAUUUUUCCUCCAAAACAACAUGAGUAUGUAAAUAUCUGAAUGCAUUUUAAAUCAUCAAACUAAUUGAUUUAUUAAUCCCAGAUCUCAUCUACAUACUUAUACCUUUCUGCUUCAUGUGCUUUGCACUUAAUGUGAUUAACAAGCGUGUUACCCCCUGACAGUCAUUUAAAAUUUCAGUUACUACAAUAUCUGUCCACCUCUGACUGAUCUGGGAGCUGCAGGAUCUGUUUCUGAACAAGGGGCCUGUCUUUCAUUGCUACUAAAAUAUUGUAUUCACCUUUUUUGUUUUUACCUCCUUGUGAAAAGACUCACUAAGGUUCUUCUUUAGUUUCAAUUGAAACUUGUUCUCGGCAGCUUUGUCUGUUGAGUUCCAUCACCUUUUAUUUUAUUCAACUGUAUUUUAUUUCUACUACUUUUAUUACUUCUUCUGAUAGAACUGUUAAUAUUCAAAUAUUUAUAGUUUUGUUUGUUCGGGGUAGCUUUCUCUUUUCGUAUCAAUCAUUUUAAAACGCUUUGUAGAUGUUAAUGUAUUUUAAUUGUUACAUGUACAGUUUUUAGUGUGCUGAUCUUAUUUGGUCUUCUUCCACUAUGUUUUUUUUUGUUUGUUUUUCCUUUUGUUGCAAAUGUCACCAGUUAAUCUAAUCAUAAUCCUUUCUGACCAAAUGAACAUAUUUUUGAAAACUGAGCUUUUCAAAACAGAAUGACCACUAAAAGUUGGUCUCUAAAUUGUGUAAUAUAAAAAAGCUGUUUACCCCAACCCUCUGGAGUCGAUAUAACUUAUUGUUAAUAGUAUAUUUUUGUUGUUUUAGUAAAGUGCUUUACUGUAGAAUGUACAGUAUUUGUUUAAAACUGUAUCUUUAUUUGUAUAAUGCUGUAAAUUAUACAAAUUUUAACAUAUGACCUUGAGUAUAAUUUGGUAAGAGAUGUUUUUUGUUUGUAAAUUACACUUGAAGGCAUUUCAUUUGACACUUAAUGCUGCUGAAAUCCAAUUUAUACAAAUCCAAGUCACCUUUUUUAAGAUAAAAAGGUCCAGGUGGAUGCAAUAUUGAAGCAUUUCUGUAGAUGCCGUCGCUAAACAUCUUCAGUAUUCGCUUAGAAAAUGCUCCCUCCUGUCAGACAUGUCAGAACUUGACAUAUCUCCCGCAAAGUUUGCGGAGAAGGAGUGUUCAGUGAAGGUAGAUCUGGAUUCAGCCAGUGUUUUUAGAUCAUGUGAAUCAAUAAACUGGUGCCUUCUGCCUGAGAAAGACACUGGGGCUGUGAAACAAAGAGUCCAGCUGUACGUCGGACUACUUUCUGAUUUUCACUGGAGAUUUGAACGCUGCCUGGCAAUGAUGGUGACAUCAUUAAAAGGUUAUGUGGCUGUGACUCGGGUCACACAGAGCUCUUCACACUCAGCCCUUGUGCCUUUCAAAAAUCAAUACUAUCAUCUCCCCUCCUCGAUGCUAACUCAUUAACAGCAAUGAUCUAUUUUUGUCUUUGUUUUAUAUCCUGUACAUAUGGCUGUCAUGUAUAAAACGAGCUGUAUUUUCAAUGUUUUUUUUUAAAUAAAACAAUAAUUCAUGCUUA